Messenger RNA from Ornithodoros turicata, 915 nucleotides. Its product is annotated as zinc finger protein 454-like. The transcript has 2 exons. Gene Ontology annotation, molecular function: RNA polymerase II transcription regulatory region sequence-specific DNA binding; DNA-binding transcription factor activity, RNA polymerase II-specific. The coding region runs from base 1 to 915 and encodes 304 amino acids. Gene Ontology annotation, cellular component: nucleus. NCBI's taxonomy places the organism in Eukaryota, Metazoa, Arthropoda, Arachnida, Ixodida, Argasidae. Gene Ontology annotation, biological process: regulation of transcription by RNA polymerase II. The record is from RefSeq and is a predicted model, not a curated record.
AUGCCGUUUCCAUUUUUUUCAGAAGCGACAACAUUCAUAAGAAUCCUUCCAAGGAGUCGGAAAGAGAUGCUCUACUGCCGGUUCUGUUCCUACUCGUCCAUUUUCGCGCACUCCGUGAAAACCCACGAGCGGAUCCACACGGGCGAACGCCCCUUCAAAUGCACCGUGUGUCAUGCGGGCUUCACUCAGAAGCAACACCUGGUGGCGCAUGUUCGCAUGCACACCGGCGACAAAAUGUUCCGUUGCAACCUCUGCCGUUGUGCCUACGCGGAGGAACACUACCUCGCUGCACACAUGGAAACGCACUUGGGCGAACGCCCCUUCCCGUGCGAGCUGUGCCCGAAAAGGUUUCGGGACCGGUGGUCUCUGGACAGGCACCAGCAGCCGUCUGUCGACACAAAAAACUCGUCCGUGCCGAGGAAGUUCUAUCGCUGCAAAUACUGCCUCUUCAGGACCUCCAACAUCAGCAGCUUCAACAUACACAGGGACACUCACGGAGGCAACGACGAACGUCUGCCGGUUCCCGUCUCGUCGAUCAAGCAGGAGCCGGAGUCCUACAGCUGCCACCUGUGCGCGGCCGCGUUUCAGACGCAGGACGUCCUGCAGGUCCACCUGCAGAAGCACAUCACUUCCUCCCACCUCUACCACUGCAGCGUGUGCGACGCCGUGUUCGGUAACGUCGAGAUGAGGGACGAACACAUGGUGGUGCACACGAAGGAGAAAGUGUACAAGUGCACCGUGUGUUCGCGGCAUUUCUUCAAGAGGUACCUGCUCUCGAUUCACAUGCGGACGCACACGGGGGAGAAGCCGUACCCGUGUAAGAUCUGUUCGAAGCAGUUCAGUAUAGGAUCCAACCGUGACAGGCACGUGCGCCUGGUGCACGGGCCGGGCUCGAAGUCGCGUAGGCUCGUGUGA